Molecule: messenger RNA, 3090 nt
Organism: Ilex paraguariensis (yerba mate)
Lineage: Eukaryota; Viridiplantae; Streptophyta; Magnoliopsida; Aquifoliales; Aquifoliaceae
Source: the annotation of a GenBank genome assembly
ACACAACAGCAGCUCACGAGAUCGGAUCAUCUUCUCGCGACAAAAGAAAGGUGUAUAGAGGUGUGUGCUCCUCCUGAGCGAACAUACGUCGUCGUCUUCUUGGACAACCAACCAACGAAUCUAGAAGCACCAUAGGGGGAACAGUACUGUUGUUACUUUACUCAGAGUGUCCAAACCAGGAUUGAUUGAAACUAAUAGGGAAUGAGGAAGUGGUCCGGAGGGGUGUUGAUUCUACUACUUGCUGUGAUUUUGAUACUUCGAUACAGCAAUUUUAUGAUGGUAAAACCACCACCACCACCACAGAAGCAGCAGACAGCUUAUGAUUUCUUCCAUACCCAACCAAGCAACGAUUCUACUUCAAAAGAAGACAGCAAUGGAGAUAAUAAGCCUGUUCAGAGUAAAGCAAAAAGACAGCAAAGUGUUGACAUAAGGCCCCACCUCAUCGAUGUUGAAGGCCUAAGUUAUCUUUAUUAUUUUCUGAGUAAUGUUACCAAAGAAGAGUCUAAGGCGUUGCUCGUGUGGGCUCAAAAUCAAAUGCGUCUUUUACUCUCUCGGUCCGAUGCUUUACCUGAAACAGCUCAAGGGAUCAAAGAGGCUGCCAUAGCCUGGAAAGAAUUAUUGUCCCUAGUUGUUGAUUCCAAGUCUAGUGAUUUUGGCAAGAAAGAGAAAGAUUGUCCUUACUAUGUUAGUGCUCUCAGUUUCAACACAAGUGUAUUGGGCGGUGGUACUAGUGUUCUUGACAUCCCUUGUGGUCUUGUUGAGGACUCAUCCAUUACCGUGAUUGGCAUUCCCGAUGGGCAACAGGGUAGCUUUCAAAUCGAACUCACUGGGUCUCAACUUCCAGAGGAGCCAAAGCCUCCUAUAGUUUUGCAUUACAAUGUGAUUUUACCUGGAGACAACCUGAAGAAGGAGCCAGUCAUAUUUCAGAAUUCAUGGACUACUGAACUUGGCUGGGGAAAGGAGGAAAGAUGUCCUCCUGAUCAUAGCUCCACAAACUUCUCCAAAGUGGAUGGACUUGUAAAGUGCAAUGCACGAGUUCUCAGAAGCACUGUGGAAGAUAUUUCAAAUGCUAGCCAUCCCAAUGGUGACAAAUUAGCCAAUGUUUCCACUGGUGCCCACGUGAGCGCCAAUUUUCCAUUUGUCGAAGGUAGCCAGUUUACUGCUACAUUGUGGGCUGGUGUAGAGGGAUUCCAUAUGACUGUGAACGGCAGGCAUGAAACCUCAUUUGCAUAUAGGGAGAAACUUGAACCAUGGUUAGUCAGUGGAAUUAAUCUAGAAGGUGGUUUGGGUCUUGUAUCUGUCCUAGCCAAAGGAUUGCCUGUUUCUGAAAAUCUGGAUUUAGCUGUUGAUGUUGAGCACCUCAAAGCUCCACCAAUUUCCAAAAAAAGGCUGGUAAUGCUGAUCGGUGUUUUCUCAACUGGAAAUAAUUUUGAGCGUCGGAUGGCAUUGAGAAGAUCUUGGAUGCAAUAUCAAGCUGUUCGUUCCGGGAGUGUAGCUGUCCGCUUCUUCAUUGGUCUUGUAAGUGAGGCAUUGCAAACUGGAGGACAUUUGUUACUUUACAACCAAGGGAGUCUUUACAUACUUCUAUUUACAGUUUCUGCACAGAAACGAAAUGCUGUAAUAUUCCUUACCUAGUUUAUCUUGUAUGCCUCACUAGUUCUAAGAUCUUACAUCUAACUACUGCUUUGAGGGCCUGAUUCUGUAAUAUGAAGGAACUAGGUAGCAGAAAGAUCUGAAAUUGAUUAUUGGAGUCUCCUUCAGUUUGUCCUUUUAUUUUUGAUUGAUAUUCUUCAGAGCAUGUUCAGACACUAGGAAUUUUGGGCUAGCCAGUUCAAAAAGACCAGAUCCUGCCUUACUAGGAUGAAAUACUAAUCCAUGCAGCUCCACAGGUCCUCUUAAUGAGGCUAAGUACUCAAAAUCAUAGUUAAACCUGAACUAGUGACUAUGGUUGUUCAUGCAGAUUAACCAAAUAUGUACUCAUAUUUCCAGGAUUUUACAUUUGAGAAAGGUGAAAGAAUUGCUUCUGUAAGGAAAGUUUUGUUCUAAUGUACUUGCUGUACUAAUUGACUAUGUUGUUCUUUCCCAGAAGAUUAAUUUAUUGAUCUGAUUUCUUUUUUACACUAGCAGAACAAAAAUACUCAGGUCAACUUUGAGCUGUGGAGAGAAUCUCAAGCAUAUGGAGAUAUCCAGCUAAUGCCAUUUGUUGAUUACUACAGCCUGAUCAGUUUGAAAACUAUUGCCAUUUGCACUCUGGGGACAAAAGUCCUCUCUGCUCAAUAUAUAAUGAAAACAGAUGAUGAUGCUUUUGUUCGGAUUGAUGAAGUUCUAUCUAGUCUCAAGGGAAAGGAUUCUAAUGGCCUCUUAUAUGGCCAGAUAUCCUUUGAAUCACAGCCCCAUAGGGACAAAGACAACAAAUGGUAUAUCAGUACAGAGGUAUCGAUUGUUUCCGUUUUCUCAUAAUAAUCUCAGUGGAAUUUACCGGCUUUUGUUAGCAAACAACUCAUUCGAACGCUUAUUUAGGAAUGGCCACAUUCUUCCUUCCCGCCAUGGGCACACGGUCCAGGUUAUAUAAUUUCACGAGACAUUGCAAAAUUCAUUGUUCAAGGCCACCAAGAAAGGGUCCUCAAGCUUUUUAAAUUGGAAGAUGUUGCCAUGGGCAUAUGGAUUGAGCAAUUCAAGGAACAUGGUCACAAAGUGCAGUACAUUAACGAUGACCGAUUUCACAAUGCUGGAUGUGAGACAGAUUAUAUCCUCGCACAUUAUCAGAAUCCAAGGAUGGUGUUAUGUUUGUGGGAGAAGCUGCAAAAAGAGCAUGAGCCUAAUUGCUGUGAAUGAAAUGUAAAGCUAUAAACCCCAAAUAGGCAGCGGUAUUGACAGCUGAAUUGUAGUCUUUGCGAAGUUGAUCCUGUAGGUUUUGGAGAGCUUCAUUCGUUGUCUUUUCAAUUCUACCAUGGUGGAUUGGAUUGUUCUCUUUUGUUCUUAUCGUUACUAGCUUUUGUAUUUAGAUCCACAGGUUUGGUCUCACAAAUUGUUAUUAACUUGUUACGAAAUUGUAAUGAUUGAUGUAAAUACUACGAGAUAUAAUGUCUG